Messenger RNA from Tachyglossus aculeatus (Australian echidna), 2999 nucleotides. It is a transcript of the gene GRB10, whose product is annotated as growth factor receptor bound protein 10. The transcript has 17 exons. Gene Ontology annotation, biological process: insulin receptor signaling pathway; negative regulation of insulin receptor signaling pathway; negative regulation of Wnt signaling pathway. The record is from RefSeq and is a predicted model, not a curated record. NCBI's taxonomy places the organism in Eukaryota, Metazoa, Chordata, Mammalia, Monotremata, Tachyglossidae. The coding region runs from base 668 to 2458 and encodes 596 amino acids. Gene Ontology annotation, molecular function: insulin receptor binding.
GGGCGAUGUCUCCAGGCUGGGCGGUCAGCUGAGUCGCCGGGAGUAACAGGGCGGCGGCGGGAGCAGCAGCAGCAGCCGCCCCAGGAGAUCCGGCCGGGCGGCCCGGGGUCUUGUCUCCCUUCGGGAACCGGAGAAGAACUGGGCCCCAAGAGCUGCGGGGGAGGCGGCGGCAGCUCCUGCAAGACUACUACCACCACCACCUCCUCCACUACACUCUCCCACCGCCUCCUGCAAAACCAGGUGCCGGCGGAGGCGGGUCCGGCUGCGGGUCGUCGGCGGGGCCCCCGAAGUUUUCUUUGCAGAGCACUCCUCCGUGCAGAGCAGUCCUCCUCCGUGCAGAGCCGUCCUCCUCCGUGCAGAGCCGCCCUCCUCCGUGCAGAGCCGCCUUCCUCGGUGCAAAGCAGUCCUCCUCCGUGCAGAGCCACCCUCCUCGGUGCACAGGCGUCCUCCUCCGUGCAGAGCGUGCAGCGCCGUCCUCGCUGCCUCCUCCUCCGUGCAGCACCUCGUCCUGGGGUUUUGCCCGGCCAGGCGCGGUUCGAGGGGCCGCCAGGGCCCGGAGCCCCUGCCCCCGGGAGGAAGGGGGGCAGAAGCCAGCGGACCCCGGAGCCCACCGCCUGCAGGUACCGUGGUACAAUCGAUGUAACUUGAAGAGGACCAGAAGGAGCAAAUGGCUUUAGCUGGCUGCCCCGACUCGUUUCUACACCAUCCAUACUACCAGGAAAAAGUAGACCAGACCUCGUCUCACAGUCAGAGAGAACUGGUGGAGCCUGGAUUCCAGGAAGGAACUAACCGAAUCUCCUUAAAUCACCAAGAUGACGACGUGGACCUAGAAGCUUUGGUCAAUGACAUGAAUUCCUCGUUGGAAAGCCUGUACUCUGCCUGCAGCCGGCAGUCAGAGACAGCACCGCUCCUUCAGAACGGUCAGCACGGUCGGGGUCAACUGGUCACCGCAGGAUUCACCUCCCUGCAGCAGGUAUCUCCGAGGCAGAAGGUGCAGCGAUCUCAGCCCAUGCACAUCCUAGCCGUCAGGCGCCUUCAGGAAGAAGAUCAGCAGUUUAGGACAUCAUCCCUACCGGCUAUACCAAAUCCAUUUCCAGAACUCUGCAGCCCUGCCAAUUCUCCUGUUUUAACCCCAGGCUCCUUACCUCAGAAUCAACCUGCUAGCAAGCGCGAUGUUAAAGUCUUUAGUGAAGAUGGGACAAGCAAAGUGGUGGAGAUUCUAGCAGACAUGACAGCCAGGGACCUCUGCCAGCUGCUCGUUUACAAAAGUCAUUGUGUGGAUGACAACAGCUGGACCCUAGUGGAGCAUCACCUUCACCUAGGAUUAGAAAGGUGCUUGGAGGAUCAUGAACUGGUUGUUCAAGUGGAAAACUCGAUGGGAAGUGAAAGUAAAUUUUUAUUCCGGAAGAAUUAUGCAAAGUAUGAGUUCUUUAAAAAUCCUAUGAAUUUUUUUCCAGAACAGAUGGUCGCAUGGUGUCAGCAAUCAAAUGGUAGUAUUCCCCAAACUCAGCUCCUGCAGAAUUUUUUAAACUCUAAUAGUUGUCCUGAAAUUCAAGGGUUUUUGCAUGUGAAAGAACUCGGAAGGAAAUCGUGGAAGAAAUUGUACGUGUGUUUGCGAAGAUCAGGACUUUACUGUUCCACAAAAGGAACUUCAAAGGAGCCAAGACAUCUGCAGAUGUUGGCUGACCUAGAAGACAGUAAUAUCUUCUCACUGAUAGCGGGCAAGAAGCAGUAUAAUGCUCCUACAGACUUCGGGUUUUGUAUAAAGCCAAACCGCAUAAGAAAUGAAAUGAAAGAACUGAGAUUGUUAUGUGCUGAGGAUGAACAGAGUAGGACAUGCUGGAUGACGGCAUUUAGGCUCCUCAAGUUUGGGUUGCUCCUGUACCAGAACUAUCGCAUUCCCCAGCAGAGGAAAGCCUUGGUCUCCCACUUCUCAGCUCCUGUGCGCAGCGUGUCAGAAAACUCCCUCGUAGCAAUGGAUUUUUCCGGACAAAUAGGAAGAGUGAUUGAGAACCCCGCGGAAGCCCAAAGUGCGGCUUUGGAAGAGGGCCAUGCUUGGAGGAAAAGAAGCACAAGGAUGAAUAUCUUAGGCAGCCAGAGCCCUCUCCAUCCAUCUACACUAAGUACAGUGAUCCAUAAGACACAACAUUGGUUCCACGGCAGGAUCUCUAGAGAAGAAUCUCACAGGAUUAUUAAACAGCAGGGGCUUGUGGACGGGUUAUUCCUCCUCCGUGACAGUCAGAGCAAUCCAAAGGCAUUUGUGCUCACAUUGUGUCAUCACCAGAAAAUCAAACAUUUCCAGAUCUUACCUUGUGAGGACGAUGGACAGAUGUUCUUCAGCCUCGAUGAUGGGAAUACCAAAUUCACCGACCUAAUUCAGCUUGUCGAAUUCUACCAGCUAAACAAAGGAGUUUUGCCCUGCAAACUCAAACACCACUGUAUCCGUGUGGCCUUAUGACCUUUGAUUUGCCUGUGGGCCGAAGACUGGAUUUGCUAGAAGAGUAGCUGAAGGAAAGUUAACACUGGAAUGACUAGCAGAUCUGUAAACUGGUUUAAAUAUAUUCUGCACCUUGAGACUCUGAAAGGGAUGGAUUCGACCGGUGCCAAUAGACCGAGAUCAACUGGUUUGUCUGACAUUAAAGGAUGGUUUGCUGCUGAGCGACACAGCAUAUCCCACCCCGAAGAUGAGGGAGGGUGUGAAAAACCAGGCGCAAAUUGAAAGCUAAACUGGAUGGGUCGUCUUGGCUGGGCCACUUAACAGGAACAAGUUCUGAAGAGGAAGGAUUUGAAAUGGACACUUGCCCUGGAAUAAUCUUGAUAAUUAAUACUGGUGUGUUUACUUUUUUUGUAUUGAUCACUUUUUUUUUGCACUCCUACUUUGUUUUGGAUUUUGUAUGCAGCCUAUUUUAGGAGCUGAUUGUGGAGUUAGUUGGGUAUUCAUUUGAAACUUUCAAAUCAAGGACAUGUGUCACCCUGCCAGAAUUAAAAAAAAACCCAAC